Messenger RNA from Eruca vesicaria subsp. sativa (arugula), 1440 nucleotides. Lineage: Eukaryota; Viridiplantae; Streptophyta; Magnoliopsida; Brassicales; Brassicaceae. The record is from the annotation of a GenBank genome assembly.
AAAGCAAAGUAAUUAUAAACAUGAUUCUCAAAGAAAAAUAUGCGAUUUGAUUGGUUGUAUAAAAAAAAAAGACAGUAAUCCAUGAGUACAAAACAGUAUCUCCACAAACACGUGUCCACUAUCAACACCUUUUUUUCAUCACUCUAUCUCUCUCCCUUUAGUCUUUCCUUCCGAGUGACGAUUCCCUCUCUCUCUCUUCCACAUCCAAAUAUCCCCAGAUAAACCCUAAUUAAAAAGGGGCAACAAAAAUCCACUUCGUCAUCUUCACCAAUCAUCGCAUGUUACUGGAAGGAUAUGGUUCCGAAGUAAGAAACUAAGAAGAAGACAAACUCCCCCCUCCUUCAUCUCUCUCUCUCUCACUGAGCCAUGGCUGAGUUGCAGCAGCAGCAACACUUAGUCGAAGCCCACCAAAUUAACAACGGUUCAGCUCUCAUCCCUCCGUCGGAAGCACCGGAAACCUCCGCCGCAGUCUCCGCAAGAGUAUCCGUCGGAUCGAAACGCCUGAGAAGACCUAGCGUCCGUCUAGGAGACAUCGGCGGCGGCGGAGGCGGCGAACAGUACCAACAAGUCCCGUACGAGCGUCCGAAAUGGAGUAACAAUAAGCCGAAUCAGAGCGGGAAGCCUUCUUCCAGGACCCGGGCGCUAACGAAUUUGAGCUCCGGGUACGCCCUGGACGAAGACCCGAUCUCAAUCGGGACUUGGCGUGUCAACAAAUGGGUUAAAUCAUCCGGCGGAGAUACAACGACGGCGGCGGCGACGGCGGGGGCGGGGGCGAAGCGGGUGAAGUCGAAUUGGGUGAAAUUGAGCGAGGAGGAGGAGGAAUUGGAGGAAGGGUAUCGCGAUUUCAGCAGGGAGGAUUCGGACGAGGAGGAGGAGGAGGAGGAGGAGGAGAAUAGGGGGACGACAAGGUACGAGGUGUCGGGAGAUUGGGGGAGAGGGAGAGAAGGUGUGAAGAUAUGGUUACAGGAGUUAGGGUUAGGGAGGUAUUGGCCAAUGUUUGAGAUGCAUGAAGUUGAUGAAGAGGUGUUGCCUUUGUUGACGUUGGAGGAUUUGAAGGAUAUGGGGAUUAGUGCUGUGGGUUCGAGAAGGAAGAUGUUUUGUGCUUUACAGAAGCUUGGGAGAGAGUUCUCUUGAUUUUAAAGAAAAAAAAGGCAGAGUCUUUUGUUUGGUUUUUUUUUUUUUUGGUGACUGCCAUGGAAAUGUUUGAAGUGUUAGUAGUUUUAGUAUUAGAGGAAGAUGAAGGAGGGUUUGCUCGUUGUGAUUGUAUCUUCUUUGGUUUGGUGUCUUAUGGUUUAGAGCUUGUUGACCAUUAAUCCUAAAUACAAUUAUGAAAAAUCUUGAACAAUGCAAAGAGUUUUUGUGAUAUCUAACUCUUGACAAAUCUCUCAAAAAAUGAAAGAAUCACAUAGAUUUAGUCUCUUGUAUUGGUACGAAUUACAC